Molecule: messenger RNA, 1385 nt
Organism: Oryzias melastigma (Indian medaka)
Lineage: Eukaryota; Metazoa; Chordata; Actinopteri; Beloniformes; Adrianichthyidae
Product: potassium voltage-gated channel subfamily G member 3
Biological process (GO): protein homooligomerization; potassium ion transmembrane transport
Cellular component (GO): voltage-gated potassium channel complex; membrane
Molecular function (GO): delayed rectifier potassium channel activity
Source: RefSeq, a predicted model, not a curated record
GCUUGGAGAUGCAGAGCAGCUGCUGGUGUCACUGAGAGUCUGGACCUUUGGAUCUGCUCAGGAUGAAGCUGGGAGGCCGACUCUGCACCCUGAACGUCGGCGGUCGCCGGUUCUCCUUCCCGGUGGAGCUGAUGAAGCGGCUGCCCCUGAGCCGGCUCAGCCGGCUGCACAGCGGUCUGUCUGAGAGCGAGCUGCUGGAGCUCUGCGACGACUACGACCGAGACAGGAACGAGUUCUUCUUCGACCGCCACUCGGACGCCUUCAGCUUCAUCAUGCUGUACGUGCAGCACGGGAAGCUGCGCUUCGUGCCGCACAUGUGUGAGCUGUCCUUCUACAACGAGAUGCUGUACUGGGGCCUGGAGAGCUCCGACCUGCAGCUGUGCUGCCAGCGCCGCCUCGACCAGCGCAUGUCAGACUGCUUCGUCCACUUCUUCCCCGAAGAGGAGCCCCAGGGCCCGGAGGAGCCCGGGAGACGCUGGCUGGACAGGAUGAGGAGGACCUUUGAGGAGCCCACGUCGUCGCUGGCGGCACAGAUCUUGGCCUCUGUGUCUGUGGUGUUUGUGGUCAUCUCCAUAGUGAUGCUGUGUGCCAGCACCUUACCCAGCUGGAAGGCUGCAGAGAGUCUGGACCAGCACCAGAUCGUCGAGGCGGUCUGCAUCGGCUGGUUCACGGCGGAGUGCCUGGUCCGUUUCCUCGUGUCCCGGGACAAAUGCGAGUACGUCCUCCGGCCUCUGAACAUCAUCGACCUGCUGGCCAUCAUGCCCUACUACAUUUCCGUCACCAUGACGAUGCUGACGGGGGAGAACUCCCAGCUGCAGCGGGCCGGGGUGGCGCUGCGGGUCCUCCGCAUGAUGCGGAUCUUCUGGGUCAUCAAGCUGGCUCGUCACUUCCUGGGCCUCCAGACUCUGGGCCUGACGCUGCGCCGCUGCUACCGGGAGAUGGUCAUGCUCCUGGUCUUCAUUUGCGUUGCCAUGGCGAUCUUCAGCGCGCUGGCCCAGCUGCUGGAGCACGGCUUGGACAUGGAGACGGGAAACCAGGACUAUGCCAGCAUCCCCGCCGCCUGCUGGUGGGUGGUGAUCUCCAUGACGACCGUCGGCUAUGGUGACAUGUACCCGGUGACGGUGGCGGGCCGUGUUCUGGGCGGCGUGUGCGUCGUGAGUGGCAUCGUCCUGCUGGCACUCCCGAUAACCUUCAUCUACCACAGCUUCGUCCAGUGCUACCACGAGCUGAAGGUCCUCUCGGCUCGCAGCUGUCGACCGAUGCUAACAUCUGAGGAUGAGGACGGCGAGGCUUCGGCCGACCCCGCUCACGCCGGCGACUCACCAGAAGCGUCCUCAUCCUCACUUCACGACGAAUAAAUAAAUAUUUCUGCUUCCUGUCAACAA